CACGAAUGAGACUGAAACAACAUGUGUGAAAAUGAUAGUUUUACUGCACCCUCAAGGUUUUAGAGAUACGUCGCAGGAAAACAACACAAGUACUAUUGAGCCGUUACCUAUCUCAAGCAGUCCCUCAACUAGACUUCGCUCCAUAACGGGAACUGAGAGCUUUGGAGCUACUUAAAAGUUUUAUACUGUACUGUAAAUAUCUCUGACGCUUCUAUUUUCGGACACUUUUUGUCCGAAAUUAAAAUCGUCAGAAAUUUUUUGCAAGUAAUAUAGCAAAUUUUGAGUAUGAGUUCGUCCUUGCAUUCUCUUUCAAGACUACAAUAUUUCCAUCUACUACCUUAUUCAAUGGUUUUACAGAUAAUUGAUACGAAUAUCAACGUAUAUCGUAAUAUUUCAUGUCAUCUAGAUCUUUAUGCCUUUUUACACAUUUUUUAUCCGAAGUAUUUGUUACAGCAUGUGUUUAUGACAAAAAAACCCAAUCGGUAUAUAUAUAGAUCGACAGCUAAGAGUUAUGAGAAAUCUUAAAUCCAACGAGAAAAAAGUAGUGUGAGACGUUGGGUCUAGACCACGAAAAGACAAUAAAUUCCCUGUACCGUUUUCUGCGUUCAACAGGCUCUGAUGGGCUCUAAGUAACAAUUAUUGAACGAGCUUACGUUAGACAUAAGAAUGGAGGACAGUCAACGUUGCGAAUAGCAUGCAUAGCGCAGAAUUGACUAAAUUGAAAAAAAUAUCCAACAAAUGUACGUGACUGAAAUAAAUUUUAGUGAACAAAAAACCCCUAAAUAUCGGUCAAUUUUGCAAAUUUAUUUUGUGAAAAACAACUGGAUGACGAUCUUGUCAACACUGCUGGGGUGUAUGGUAAAGUGGCCGAUAUCCAAUGGCCGGUAAGCCAAUCAAAGUCUAGAUUCUGAAAUUCCGAUUAUUCAACCGGCCAAUUCUUAAUGAUAUAAUAAAAGAGAUACCUCUACAUACGCAAUAAAAUAAAAAAUAGCCUUCAUUUGGCUCGGUAAUAUGCUCGAAUGUUCGUGGGCGGACAUUAUCUGUUCCGAGAUCAGCGAACAAUUUUCCGAGAGGUUCAAGUUCAAGUUAAAAAGUACAAGUUCCUGUUUCUUAAAAGAAAAAGGGAACUUGUACUUAGGCAUGUCAGAAUGGACUCUUGGUGUGUAUUUGAAAUUUAAAUGUUUCAAUUUUUUCUAUGGUUUCUACGUCACAGAUCAGAAAAGCUUAGCAUGCCUGUAAGCAUCUCGUGAGAGCUCUAUAUCCACGCAACCAUAGAGACGUUUUAACUUUUAAAACUACGUUGGUGGUUGGACUAAAACACUAAAUAUUUACUGACAAGUACAAAUAAAGGGUUAUUGAAUACCGUUUUUCGAUGAUAGUGAGGGUUAGGAGAACGUCACGAUAGGUGGCGCCAGAGGCACCUUUUAAUUCACAAAUUUUAAGUUGGGACAUUUUCAUAAUGGCGCCCACUUAGUUAUUAUACAAUUUUAUUUCACUGCUAGCUGAAAUCAUGCUGAUUGGGUUACCAAUUUCAUGGACAGGUGAAUCUCGACGUGGUGAACCAGUAUUUCAUAUAACACUUCUUCUCUGUCAAUCAGUUGCGUUGGUCAGUAAUAUUCUUACUUUAUUUUAGCCAAAGGAAACAAAACUAGAAACAUGUGGUUUACGGGGGUUUUAUGAAUAUGGAAUAUGCAGAUAAAUGGUAAAGAAGUUAACGAAUAUUUAUCUCAUUAAGCGCCAGGGGCAGUGUUUAUUAUUUUUUCAGUUUUUAAUGAUUUAAAUAGCUUUAUUUUUAUACAAUUUUAUUUUGGGCAAAAACCUCGAGUAAUUGUGCAUUCUCUUACUUCAUACAUUCAUUUUUCAAGGAUAGAGGUGAGUUUUACAUUUGCUGACUCCAUAAGGGCGCUUAUUCGAGUGAAGGCCCUUCAUCAAGGGCGGGUAUUUUUAAUCGACGAAACAUGUCAUUAUAAUUUUUAAUCGUGAAAAAUGAAUAUUCACGUGAGUAGUGGUCAAACAAAUGAAAAACAAUACCGCCAUGUCAGUCUUUCAAGGUCACUGAACGUGGGCAGACGUCAAAUACAGCAUUUAUUCACGUACGUGAACAGCUGGAUAAAUAUUGUACGCCUUCACAAAAGAAAUAAUUAUAAAAACAACCUAAUAUUCUGGAUGAUGAUCAGUUGACUUCUCAGUAAGAGUACCUAUGACUUUCAUCUAACUGUGAUGAAAUGACAAUUAAAAGGAUCAAGAAAGCAUCUUAUUGCUGAGUUGAAAAACUCGUGAGACGUUUAGUACUGCGGCCGAAUCUACAAUUCAAGAUCAUGAAAAAUCCUCUCUGUGACGAGCUACUGAUAUACCAGCCCACCGGUACCGAGGUUGAAGAUUUCUAUCCAUGGUACAUCGUUAGCUGUGCCUUGAACGUUCUCCUAACCAUUACCGCCAUCGCAUUAAACAGCGUCACAAUCCAGGCGCUAAGAAAAGCUUCCUCCUUGUCAAAGCCUCUAAGAACAUUGCUUCUGAGUCUUGCUUUUACUGACCUUGGUGUUGGUUUACUGUGCCAUCCUUUUAACAUCGCAUUUCUGAUCAAAUGGCUAAGGCAAAAUAUGGAAAACUAUCCAACUUGUGCUGCCUAUACAGCAUUUACGUUAAUCACAAACUCGUUGUCUAAAGCUUCGUUCUUCGGUAUCGCAGCUCUGAGUGUAGACAGGUUCUUGGCAAUUCACCUUCAUCUCAGAUACCAGGAACUUGUGACUCACAGGCGUGUUGGUGGUGUAGUAGUCGUGAUGUGGAUAUUGAGUGUGCUUUUUGCAUUGUUCAGGUUCUUGGUCUCUACCGAUAUUACUUACGUGGUUUUUGCAAUCAAUGGGAUAAUAUGUUACGUGGUCUCAGCGUGCCUAUAUUUCAGGAUUUAUUUGGCCGUGCGACGACACAAACAUCAAAUUCAAGCCCAGAAUGGUGAAAUGGCCGCAAAUGUUGCAAGCGCCAGCAAAUCUGCAGUCGGCACAUUUUAUGUGUAUCUCGUGUUUUUGUUUUGUUAUUUGCCGAAUAGUUUUAGUUUGGCUUUCAUCGCAUUACAGGGAUCAAAUGCCCAAACAAAGGUGUCCACAAUUUAUACAUGGACCCUGGUAUUACUCAAUUCAUCUUUAAACCCUGUUAUUUACUGCUGGAAGUUAAGACCCAUUAGACGCGCUGUCAUGGACAUACUGCGAAAUAUACUUUCACAACUGAGGAAAGCUUCGGAAUAGCCAGAGACAGUACUGGUUGGAUUAUAAAAAGCAAAAAUCAUCGCUUUAUCUGAUGUCGUUUUCUAAACUUAUUCAGGUUUGUCAUCUAACAUUUUAAACAGUUGAUUAAACCAUUUGAACCCACCCGGGUAAAUCAUUUACGCGUACCGGCCCGUAAUGUUAAGGUGUUCCUUUGUAUUAGGACGUAAUUGAACAGAGGGAAGUAGAAGUAGAAGAAGACGAAGAAGGAGUGGAAGAAAUUGUUCUUAAAAAUAUUCUGACAAAACGGGGCAAUAAGAGGUUAAUUCAUUCGUUUUUAUGAGUUAAUGUAAAUAGAGGAUGUACCUGGCAGCGAUAUCGGAGAGUAAAAGCAGAAUCAAGCGGCAAAAGAAGCUGCAUGCAAGGCAGUGAGCGAUUAUUACUCCACUGAAACAUUCACUGACAAGACGUGAGAAGCAACGUCUGUAAAGCAAUAUAAAGAGCUAAUUGAGUUCACUUGAUCACUGACACAUAUUAGAAAUAUUAAAAAUAUUCUGACAAAACGGAGCAAUAAGAGGUUAAUUCAUUCGUUUUUAUGAGUUAAUGUAAAUACAGGAUGUAACUGGCAGCGAUAUCGGAGAGUAAAAGCAGAAUCAAGCGGCAAAGGAAGCUGCAUGUAAGGCAGUGAGCAAUUUACUCCACUGAAGCAUUCACGGACAAGACGUGAGAAGCAACAUCUGUGGAGCAAUAUAAAGAGCUAACUGAGUUUACUUAAUCACUGACACAGUUAAGAGGAAUAUGACUUUGUUUACAAAACAAAAUAAGAGUAAAUGGGCCCCUCCCUUGAUAUUGUAAAUAGUGAAAAGGAAGCAAAUGUAAACAGUAAGAGGAACUUGUAAAUAAUAAAAUGAUUUUCUCAACCAAUCGCCAGGAGCUCUUAAUUCAAAUAUUUCUGGUCUAGUUCAGAGUGUUAUAUUGCGGCCGGAAGUAAAGAAACAGAGGGCACAAAGAAGCUCGACCGUUAUUAAGCUAGAUACAGUGGUGCAAAUUGCAAGUGAUGGCUUCCACCCAAAUCCGACAGAUUCAAAUGACGAAGUUGUGGCGGCCAUGUUGAAUGGCCAAAUUAAUUAAGCAAAAAAACAUGUCGGCAAUGACGUCACAUGAAACCCAAAAAUAUUGAUCGACGUUGAUUCAAAACAAUGUACGUGACCAGACUAAACAGCGCGCAUCAUUUUGUAGCUAUAAAUGCGUGGCAAGAUAUCAUGACCCUUAGUUCGGUCACGUUCAUUAAUGUGUGAAUCGAGGCAGGUUGGUUUGCACUGCAAUAGACGUUGAACUUCGUUUUCUUUUUGUGUUCCUGUUUUCAUCUCGUGAGCGCGUAGAUUUCAAUUUCCUCAUAAAAUUUAAGUUGGCCCUUGGAUUCAGGUUAAGGGUGAAAAUGACAGUUUAAUUUGGAGUCCAUUUGCUAUGUCAUUCAUAAUCCAUUUACCAUGUUAAAAACAAGUUCAGACUUACGGCGCUUUUACGGCGCUUAAUUUUCGUCCAUAACUUAGUCUAAGAGGAAUUAAUCGAUAAAGCAAUACCACUGAGAAGCAGGUGAUAUGCUUCUGGCAAUACUUAUUCCUUAAUUUUGAGCCAAUCAAAUCAAUUUUGCAGUUCACAGAGGUUUGCAGGCCGAGUGGACACACCACACACACGUCUUAUGAAUUUCGCUGGAAAAAAUAAAACGAACAAACAUUUUCUUAAUUAAACGGACUUAAUAAGCCUGUCAGCAAGGUUUUUGUUACGUCACUUUUGAAAUAACUUUCCAGAUGAGUUAAUUUGUACACAAUAACUUUAUAUAUCGUCGGCAACAUAGACGUUAAAACUUUAAAGAUAAGUGGCUGGACUACUUAGCAUUAAAUAUUCACUGAUUAAUACGACUAAAGGACCAUUGACCACCCUAUUUCCUCGCUCAAAGGGCGACCGAGGAACUUUGUUCAUAUUCCAGGUUACUAAUUUCCAUAAUUGCACUAGCUUUAUUUUCGUACAAUUUGUCUUUAUUAGCAGCCGUUUCGUAGAGGCUAUCGAGUUAGUUAUAAAGUCGGAAAUCGUAUCAAAAUAAAACUGCAAUGUUUUCUCACGCACUUCUUUUCUGUCUGAAUAAUUUUCGGUCGCUAGCCAA
Messenger RNA from Orbicella faveolata, 5364 nucleotides. RefSeq names its product adenosine receptor A2b-like. Gene Ontology annotation, cellular component: membrane. Gene Ontology annotation, molecular function: G protein-coupled receptor activity. NCBI's taxonomy places the organism in Eukaryota, Metazoa, Cnidaria, Anthozoa, Scleractinia, Merulinidae. The record is from RefSeq and is a predicted model, not a curated record. Gene Ontology annotation, biological process: G protein-coupled receptor signaling pathway.